Messenger RNA from Anopheles arabiensis, 899 nucleotides. Its product is annotated as chondroitin proteoglycan 1-like. Gene Ontology annotation, molecular function: chitin binding. Bases 21 to 812 code for a protein of 263 amino acids. The record is from RefSeq and is a predicted model, not a curated record. Lineage: Eukaryota; Metazoa; Arthropoda; Insecta; Diptera; Culicidae. The transcript has 2 exons. Gene Ontology annotation, cellular component: extracellular region.
AGUCGGAGGAGUCAACCAACAUGCAACGCUUUCUAAUUUUCGCGGCUUUGAUCGCCGCAGCGAGCGCACAGCUCUGCAAGAACACCGGAGAUCUGGUGCCAAACCCGAUCAACUGCAAGCAGUUCUUCAUGUGCCGUACCGGGCGCACCAUUCUAUUCACCUGCCCGGACAACACGCUGUUCAACCCGCGUACGCUGGCCUGUGACUCCACCAACAAGGUGCGCUGCGAGCCCGGCGAUAUCCCGACGAGCAUUCUGACCUCCUCGCUCAAGGCACUGCCGGCGAACAUCGAGCACACCGUGACGGCUUGCAUCAACCAGCCCGUCGCGACCCUGCUGGCCAACACUGCCGACUGUAGCCGCUUCUACCAGUGCUCGAUUACGGGCGCCAUCAACUUCCAGUGUCCCGCUGGCACGCUGUUCGAUGCUUACCGCAAGAUGUGCGUAGAGCGUGAUGUGGCCAUCUGUGGAACGGUUGGCAUGCCGAACCCACCCCUAGUGCCUUCGGUACCGAUCCAGCCGCCGUCCCUUCCGAUCGUUCCGCCAUCGCAACCGAUCAUGCCACCAUCGCUGCCGAUCGUCCCACCAGUGCCCAUGCCCAUGCCCCAGCCCCAGCCGCCAAGCAACCUGAACAGCCUGCAGAUGCUGUGCCGUGGAAAGCCACUCGGAGCGAAGAUCCGCAACCCGUCCAACUGUUCGGAGUACGUGAACUGUAUCGGUACCACUAUCCUCCGCUUCACCCGUUGCCCUGUCGGAACGUCCUUCGACGAUGUGCGCAAGAUCUGCGACUGGGUCCAGAAUGUCCAGUGCUAAAUGGUAGUGCCUCUAGCUUAGUCAGCCUUUAGUAUAUUGCCCCAGUAAAGGAUGUUGGUAUUAAAAAUUCGGGAGACUAAAUGCAUU